Aedes albopictus (Asian tiger mosquito) is the source of this 5112-nucleotide messenger RNA. RefSeq lists its product as uncharacterized. Bases 1 to 5112 code for a protein of 1703 amino acids. Gene Ontology annotation, molecular function: nucleic acid binding. NCBI's taxonomy places the organism in Eukaryota, Metazoa, Arthropoda, Insecta, Diptera, Culicidae. The record is from RefSeq and is a predicted model, not a curated record. The transcript has 3 exons.
AUGUCCGUGCAACAUUCACCGACCAAGAGCAGCCAGCAGCCAACCAUGGAAGAUGUGAAGACCUUCGUUCAUCAGCGUGGGCAGGUAAGGGGUAAGGUCACCGCAAUCUUCAACACGUUGGAGAGAGCGGAGGACGACCCCUCCCAGGAGGUGCUGAGGCUUGUUCCUCCGGCCAAACUCGAUGAACAAGAUGAAAAGUUGAACGAGUUUGAUCGGAUUCAUACGGAUGCUCUUGUUCGUUUGGAAGGCUUAAUGGAAGCUCUUCAAAAGAAUCCUCGUGAUUCUAAUGUCGUGCAAACGCAAUCCGAUUCUUCCAGAAUCAUUAUCCAACAAGCACCGCUUAAAGCUCCCAUCCCAACAUUCGAUGGGAAGUAUGAAAAUUGGCCUCGUUUCAAGGCGAUGUUUGAAGACAUCGUCGGCAAGGGAUCGGAUUCCGAUUCCAUCAAACUACACCAUCUUGAAAAGUCGUUGAUUGGUGCCGCAUCCGGGAUCAUUGAUUCCAAAACUUUGGCGGACAACAAUUACAAGCAUGCGUGGACGAUCUUAAACGAACGGUAUGAAAAUCCUCGCAUUAUCAUUGACACGCACAUUUCAGAACUUUUGGGGAUGAAGAAAAUGAACAGGGAAUCUCACAGGGAACUGAGGGAGUUGAUUGAUACGUGUACUCGAAACAUUGAGGGUCUUAAGUUCAUGAAACAGCCAGUGGAAGCGACCGCUGGACUGAUUAUCAAUAAAAUUUUGGUGUCUUGCCUUGACCCAGCAACACGUAAACAGUGGGAACGUACUCUCAAUCAUGGUGAUUUGCCCGAUUUGGAUGAUACUUUGUUGUUUCUGAAGGAUCAGUGUCGUGUUUUGGAGCGGUGUGAGGUCGACAAUCCCUCUUCCGCUAAAUCUCAACCAGGGAAGUUGUCUCAGUCUAGUGUUAAGCCUGCUAGCGUCAAAGUUCACUCGGCCACGCCGGAUGCUAAUAACGAGUCGUGCAGUUUUUGUGGAAAAUCGCACUUCAGCUAUCAAUGUCCUGAGUUUCGUAAGCUAUCCAUCUCGGAGCGCGUUAGUAAGGUGAAGGAAUCUCGUUCGUGUUUCAACUGUCUUCGUUGUGGGCACAAUUCUGUCAAUUGUUCGUCAAAAAACCGUUGUUCGAAAUGUGGAAAGCGGCAUCACUCCUUGCUACACGAUGAUGGAACCAAGUCCGAUCAAAGUGUGAGCCCACCCGCGUCGGCUCCGAAGCCGACUGAUGCCGUUCAGAAGCCAGUCCCUGAUCCGCCGCAGUCCUCGAAUACAGAUUCUGUUCAGUCAGCUACUGUGUCUUCGUCGUGUUCGCAGAGCGUUGCACUCCCAAAUGUUUUGUUGUUGACUGCUAUGGUGCAUCUGCUCGAUAAAUCUGGUCAUCCUGUGCCUUGCCGAGCCUUUCUAGAUUGUGGGGCUCAAACGAACUUGCUUUCUACCUCUAUGUUCGUAAAGUUAGGGUUUGAUGGUCUUCCUGUGAAUAUCGAUAUCGUCGGCGUCAGCUCCUCCCGCAGUAAGUCUAACUGUCUGGUCGAUGUGAGUCUACGUUCGCAGUACAGCGACUAUCAAACAAUCCUUCAGUGCUUGGUCACCGCGAAAAUCACAAAUCCGUUGCCGUCUCAGUCAAUCGACAUUUCUGAGUGGAAUAUUCCCUCCAAUAUCAAGCUGGCCGAUCCUAAUUUCCAUGUUCCUGCCACGGUAGACUUACUGAUCGGGAUGGGUCAUUUCUUUGAGCUCUUGAAGAUAGGCCAUAUCGUUCUUGCUGAGGGUCUUCCCGAGUUGCGUGAGACUGAGCUAGGAUGGGUGAUUGCUGGUGAAAUCCGUGCUGAGGCACCGGCUUUGGUCAAUGUCACACAGGUGAGUUGCGUUGCUAUCGAGUCGCUCAACGAGACAGUCAAGCGUUUUUGGGAGAUUGAGGAGGUUGAAGUUUGUUCCACUCCCACAGGAGAAGAAGAAGAGUGUGAGGAAUUGUUCCGUAGCUCGUAUAGGCGUGAUGUUAACGGUAGAUAUAUUGUGAAACUACCUCUUCGCGAAAAUGUACACGAACUCUCUGAUAAUCGUUCACUGGCCCUUCGUCGUUUUUUCUUUCUCGAAAGACGGUUGCUGAAGGAUCCCGAGCUCCGUCUGCAGUACUCUAACUUCAUCGAAGAGUACAAAUCUUUCGGCCACUGCAAAGAAGUUGUUGAGGCGCACGAUGUCCCUGGACAAUUGAAGUACUACAUGCCGCAUCACGCAGUUUACAGGCCGUCGAGCACAAGCACAAAGUUAAGGGUUGUGUUUGAUGCGUCGGCGAAACCGCCGUCUGGAGUGUCUCUCAACGAUGUGUUGAAGAUAGGCCCCGUCGUUCAGAACGACUUGAUGUCAAUUCUGUUGAGAUUUCGUCUACAUCCUUUCGUCUUCACCGCUGAUAUUCAAAAGAUGUACCGGCAGAUUUUGGUCGAUCCGGAGCAGACCUCGUUGCAGAGAAUUUUCUGGCGGUCCAACCCAACGGAUCCCGUCAAGGUUCUCGAGCUAGUGACUGUUACGUACGGUACUUCUGCUGCUCCUUUCUUGGCUACCAGGUCUCUAGUUCAACUGAGUGUCGAUGAAGGAGCCGAUUUUCCUCUUGCAGCCCGCGUGAUACAAGAGGACUGCUAUGUUGAUGAUGUGUUGUCGGGAGCGAAAACCAUUCAAGAAGCCAUUGAAUGUCGUCAACAGCUCCAAACGUUACUAGCCAGGGGUGGUUUUCCGGUGCAUAAGUGGUGCGCCAACGAUGAAGCGAUUCUUCAGGAUGUCCCUGAGGAUGAGCGCGAGAAACUUGUUCUUCUUGAUGAUCUGUCGGCAAAUGAGGUGAUGAAGACUCUCGGAUUAACGUGGAAUCCGAGGAGCGAUGAGUUUCUUUUCUGUCAGUCUGCUUCGUCCGAAGACUCAGCUGUGACGAAGCGCCAGCUAUUCUCUGAAGUAGCGAAAAUGUUUGACCCGCUAGGCCUACUCGCCCCAAUUACCGUUCUAGCUAAGCGUUUGAUGCAGCAAACCUGGGCUGAUAAAAUAGACUGGGAUGAGUCUCUCUCUGAUGACCUCCUAAGAGACUGGUUACGCCUUCGUAAUUCGCUCGUAGCCGUUCGUGACAUUAAAAUUCCGAGACCAGUAACCGGUCCCGCGUAUGAGUCUCUUGAGCUACACGGGUUCGCAGACGCUUCAGGAAUAGCGUACGGUGCCUGCCUGUAUGUUCGCAGUAUUCUCCCAAAUGAUCGCUGUGUCGUCAGGUUGUUGUGCAGUAAGUCUAAGAUUGCCCCUCUUCAAGAGUUGACAAUCCCUCGAAAGGAACUGUGUGCAGCCGUGCUGCUGUCUAGGUUGGUCAAGAAGGUUCAAUCGACUUUGGAAGUUCAGUUCUCCUCCGUUUCUCUUUGGUCGGACAGUCAGAUUGUCCUCUCGUGGUUGCAAAAGGCGCCAGCGAAAUUGCAGCCAUUCGUUCAGAAUCGUGUGGUGGAGAUAUCAAGGGACUGCGGUCUCUAUAAAUGGGGUUACGUCAGGUCCAAGGACAACCCGGCCGAUGUAAUCUCCCGCGGUCAGCUCCCCGGCACUUUGAAGGAAAACUCGCUAUGGUGGGAAGGACCUCCGUUUCUCCAAUCAAGGAGGUACGAAUCAGCAGUUCUUGAUCAACUUCCUGAUGAUUUGAUGCCUGAAAUGAAACCAGCUUCGGUCAUGGCAAUGCCCGUAGUGAAUUGUGACGAUCUUCCACUCUUCAAGAAAUUCGGAUCCCUGCGUAAACUUCAACGUGUUCUUGCCUACGUUCAGCGAUUUCUGAAGAAUUGCCGUACCAAGAAUCCGGAGCAUCGUGUAAAAAGUAGUUGUCUAUCCGUCUCCGAGCUUCGAUCUGCUCUCCAUACAAUUGUGCUAGUGAUUCAACACGAAUCGUUGCCUGAAGAAAUCGAAAGAGUCGAGAAUGGAGAACCGUCUAGAAGGUUGAAAGCUCUCGGCCCGUUUUUGCAUAACGGAGCCUUGCGGGUGGGUGGGCGUAUUCAGAAGUCACGAAUGUCGUUCGAUGCCAAACAUCAAUACAUCUUGCCAAGGCAUCCACUCACCGAUUUGAUUAUCCGCGAAUAUCAUUUGGAACAUUUGCACAUUGGUCCGUCUGGUCUUUUGUCAGCUCUUCGUCAACGCUUCUGGUUGUUGGGUUCUCGUUCUGCUGUAAGGAAGAUAACCAGGGGGUGUGUGGAGUGUUUCCGGGUGAAGCCACAAGGUGUGGCGCAGUACAUGGGCAACUUGCCACAAAGCCGCGUAACGCCACACGCACCGUUUGAGGUCACCGGAGUGGAUUACGCGGGGCCCUUCCUUAUCAGACAAGCAGGUCGAAAAUCUGUUCAUGUCAAGGCGUAUUUAUGUGUGUUCGUUUGCUUGAUCGAGACGUUUUGCCAGAAUAAGGAAAUCAGCUGGCAUUUUAUUCCGCCCGAUGCUCCUGAAUUCGGCGGGAUGUGGGAGGCUUCAGUGAAAAGCACAAAAUAUCACCUGAAGCGUAUCCUCAAAGGAACUCCGUUAACUUUCGAGGAGAUGUAUACCCUGUUAACGCAGGUUGAAGCCAUUUUGAAUUCGCGACCUCUUUUUUCGCAUUCGGACGAUCCCGCUGAGGGUGAAGUAAUCACUCCAGCUCAUUUCCUUAUUGGCCGCCCGUUGACGGCCGUUCCUGAACCCUCCUAUGAGGGCCUCAAUCAGAACCGUUUGUCGAAAUGGCAGCACCUGCAACAGAUGAGGGAACAUUUUUGGAAGUCGUGGGUGCACGACUAUCUGGUAAGUCUGCAGCCUAGGGGAAAGAACUUCGUUCGCUUCCCGAAUAUUCGUCAAGGUACAGUGGUUUUGUUGGAAGAUAAGACUCUUCCGCCCCAACAGUGGAAGUUGGGACGAAUCGUUCAUGUUUACCCUGGGGAAGAUAAUCUUGUAAGGGUGGUCGAUAUUAAGGUGGGAAAUGCUGUUUAUAGACGACCGAUAACUAAGAUUUCAAUUCUUCCAAUAGAAGACAAUAGUCACAUUGGGGGGCCUCAGGAUUCCGGCAUCGAUCGCCCGGGGGAGGAUGUUCGCAACAGCGAAGAUUUGAUGUCGAUGCGAAUCGGCGGAUCCGCGCGACGCUAG